Molecule: messenger RNA, 891 nt
Organism: Neoarius graeffei (lesser salmon catfish)
Lineage: Eukaryota; Metazoa; Chordata; Actinopteri; Siluriformes; Ariidae
Gene: nxph1
Product: neurexophilin 1
Exons: 2
Coding region: 1-891 (296 amino acids)
Molecular function (GO): signaling receptor binding
Source: RefSeq, a predicted model, not a curated record
AUGAAGCUAAUGGUCUGCAAUCUGUUGAAUAAGAACAGAUCCUCGAUUAAUGAAAAGCUGAAAGCCCAGAAUGAUAAAUCUACUGUUCCUCUUAAAGAGGAUGAAGAAUACGUGUUAAAUUCUCGUGUUUCAAAUGUCCAUGGUUCCAUCCCAGGGAAGUCGGAGCUACUUAAGUCAGGGAGCCCCAAAUCGACGUUAAAGCACAUAUGGACAGAAAGCACCAAGGACUUGUCCAUCAGUCGUCUGCUGUCACAGACUCUGAAUGGGAAAGAGAACGCCACGGCUCUGGAUCUUCACUAUGACACACCGGAGCCCUAUUCAGAAUGGGACUUAUGGGACUGGCUGAGGAAUGCUACCGAGCUCCAGGACUCGAGGCCCAGGGCCAAACGGCGGCCUAUGGUCAAGACAGGAAAAUUCAAGAAGAUGUUCGGAUGGGGAGACUUCCACUCUAACAUCAAGACAGUCAAGCUCAACCUUCUCAUCACCGGCAAGAUUGUCGACCAUGGCAAUGGUACCUUCAGUGUUUAUUUCCGCCACAACUCAACAGGCCAGGGCAACGUAUCUGUCAGUCUAGUGCCGCCGACCAAGAUCGUGGAGUUUGAUGUGACUGCGCAGCAGUCAGUCAUCGACGCCAAGGACUCAAAGUCCUUCAACUGCCGCAUCGAGUAUGAGAAAGUUGAGAAGGGCUCCAAAAACACGCUGUGCAACUACGACCCGUCCAAGACAUGCUUCCAGGAGCAGACGCAGAGCCAUGUCUCCUGGCUCUGCUCAAAGCCCUUCAAAGUCAUCUGCAUCUACAUCUCCUUCUACAGCACCGACUACAAGCUGGUGCAGAAAGUCUGCCCGGACUAUAAUUACCACAGCGACACUCCCUACUUCCCCUCGGGCUGA